Molecule: messenger RNA, 2832 nt
Organism: Labrus mixtus (cuckoo wrasse)
Lineage: Eukaryota; Metazoa; Chordata; Actinopteri; Labriformes; Labridae
Gene: uts2r4
Product: urotensin-2 receptor 4
Exons: 1
Coding region: 1438-2511 (357 amino acids)
Biological process (GO): regulation of blood pressure; blood vessel diameter maintenance; neuropeptide signaling pathway
Cellular component (GO): membrane
Molecular function (GO): urotensin II receptor activity
Source: RefSeq, a predicted model, not a curated record
AUCAGAACCAGAUUGAAACGCGGACCCAAAAUGCAGACCCACACUAGGCAGAGUUCAGUAAAAUCACCGUUUAAUAAACAGUAAAGGUAUGUACACAGGUAAGCUGAAGAUAAGGAUUUCAGAAAGAAAAUUGAUUGAUGAGGCACAGAAAUGGCUACUGGGCGUAAAGGGGAUUUAUCAAUAACAUUAGCUGAUGUUAUUUUAAACAUACUUUAUUGUGUCACGCAUACAGUAAAUCACAUACUCUUAUGUUUGACUGUUGUUUAUGGAAAUACGUGAGCCUGGUUAUUGACGUUUGCCUCUCCUCUGAUUUUUAAGUGUCUGCAAACUCUUUAAGCUCUAAAACAGAAGCUUGAGGCCAAACGGGAAUACCUUACGAAUAUAUAGGCCCAUGCUAGUUUUUCACCCUGGUGUCAAAGAGGGAGGACAGAGGGAGGAGGUGGGUAGAGGACUUUAACCAGUAGAAUUCCAAGGAACACAAAGACAACAGACCUUUUCUAUCAAAUGUGGUCCAAAGAUUCGAGGAGAAACUGAAGCUUCGUCUGCCAUGAAUGAAUGAAUUCUUCAUGGAGAUGUUGAGGAGUGAGAAUAAGGGCUCGGAAGAAAGAAUCCAUCGUACUUAAACCAAGAGGACAGAUUACAUAUUAUGAUUGGAUAUAUUACAGCUGUCGAGUCAACCCUAAAUGCUGAAUUUAACCACAGAGGAAAUGGAUGGACGUCCAGAGAGUGGAUUACCUCUUUCACGUUCUAAAAGUAUGGGAUUUUAGCCCAACUAGGAGUAUCUACCUGGGAAUAUCCAUAGCAGAGCCCUUUUCAGUCGCACCUCUGCACAGCAGGAGUUUGCUAUCACAGACUUUGAAGUUGAAAAGAAGUGUCCUGAUUCACUGUGUCACUCUGCUGCUCUCAAUGACCCUUGUAUGACUUCAACCCCUGAAGCACCAAAAGGGAAAUACUUGCUCUCUGUAAAUGAGAAUAUCACUCUAGUCACAGGAUGGCUCAAUCUUUGCUGGAGGCUUUAACGCUGACAAUUUUGGAGGAAUCUGGAAUCAUGGCUGUGUGGAGGACCUCAUUUUUUGGGAAAAGUGCUGCAAGUCACCGUCAGAUAUGCAGUCCUUGAAGCUGUUAGUCAUGUCUGUAUCCUACUUAGAUCUUAUAUGUGGAUAAUUAUUUUCAUCCUAUUGUCAUUACCUAUUGCCUGCUAAUCAUAUUGUCUCUACUGUAUACAGUGUUUUCAUAUUUAAACAAUAGAAAGUAUGACAAGCUAUGUUUGCUUUCCUGUUGGACAGGUUUAAAAAAAACUCUAUCUUUUUAACCAGCUCGUAUUUUACAUUCUGCAGACUUCUCAUUUCAUGUAAGAGCCAAAUGCCAUAUUUUGUAUUUCUGUGGAAAUUGGCUCAUUAAGACUAUAGCCUGAUAUCUGACAUUGGUGAACCUGCAAUGAACUGCACCCCUAAUGCCACCAUCGAACCACAGCUGGGACAUGUCCUAAGCCCAGGUGCUGGAGAUGCCGGGACCCAGGACAGUUCUGCUGGUGGUGGGAGCAGUGGAGGCCUUUGGGUGACCUCCCUGUUGGGUGCCACACUGAUGGUCAUGUGCGCCAUGGGUGUAGCGGGCAACACUUACACACUCAUUAUUACUCGAUCAGCCGCUUUACGACGCACAGGUUCCAUGUAUGUCUACAUCAUCAAUUUGGCACUGGCAGACCUGCUCUACCUUUCCACCAUCCCCUUCGUGGUCUGCACCUACUUCGCCCAUGACUGGCUGUUCGGGGAGGCAGGUUGUCGUAUCCUGCUGAGUCUCGACCUUCUCACUAUGCACGCAAGCGUCUUCAUUUUGGUUGCUAUGAGUCUGGAACGCUACCGUGCGGUGGCUACACCCUUCAGUGCCCACAGGUCGUCCUCUCGCAAUCGGAAGCUAGUUGCAGGGGUUAUCUGGGGGGUAGCUUUCGUGCUAACGCUUCCCAUGAUGGUGAUGAUACACCUCAGGGAGGGUAAACCAACUGCGUCUGGUUUGAUUAAGAGGAUCUGCUUCCCUACAUGGACUCCUGAGGCCUUCAAGGCAUAUAUCACUGUUCUAUUUUUGACAAGUGUGUUGGUUCCUGGAUUGGUCAUUGUCGGGCUGUAUGUGGGACUCGCUAGGCGCUACUGGGCGGCACAGUCUAGCUUAGGAGGAAGCAGCCGGUCGGCCAGGAGGAGAGGACUCAAACAAAAAGUUGUAUCAAUGAUAUUUUGCAUUGUUGUGGCUUACUGGGCUUGUUUCUUGCCUUUCUGGGGAUGGCAGCUAGCUAAACUAUUCUCUCUAGAGUCUCUCAGAUCUCUGUCUCCAGCAGCCCAUAAUUAUGUGAAUUUCUUUGUCACAUGUCUCACCUAUGGGAACAGCUGUAUCAAUCCAUUUCUUUACACCCUACUAACCAGGAACUAUAAAGAUUACUUGGCUCAGAAAAGUCAGUCUGUGGGUUCAAGUAGAGCUGACCCAGGGUCAGCUGUGACUACACCACUGCAUGAACUUUAGUGGAUGGUUAAAGGAUUACUUAGCAUGUCACAAGCGGGAACAUUUGUUUGAGCUUUAGCGUGGACAUUUUUGUUCAAGUAAUUUUGUACAAGACUAAAAUAUAUAUCCGUGUGAUACUUUUUAUAUGUAGUAGCACUUUCAACAAAUUAUGUUAAAUCAGCAAAUAAAUUUGAUGCUACAAAUUUACAGUUCUGUUGUCAACAGAGCUAUUAAGGAGUGAAAUUUAGCACAGCCGGCAGAUGUUUUCCCUUAUGUUAUGAGUUAUGAGUUAUUAUGUUAUCCUGACAGAUAAUAAUUUGAUAGGAUUUUUUUUUUUUGAAA